Molecule: messenger RNA, 351 nt
Organism: Ectocarpus siliculosus
Lineage: Eukaryota; Phaeophyceae; Ectocarpales; Ectocarpaceae
Source: the annotation of a GenBank genome assembly
AUGGGGCCAUGCGGAAACAAAGGCUGGGAAGGCGGUGGUCCUUCUGAUGGCGCGGCUCGAGCUGCGAGUUCCGCCGAAGUGGCGCCUACGCCGCCGUCAGCAAGACCGGUGCUGGAAUGCACCCGGGCAGACUGCCGCUGGUACACAUCCCACUACUGCGAAGAAAACUCUCUGCGCCUGUGUAACCACCUCCUCGGUAGGGCCGAAUCUGACGGUGUACAGCUCUCCGUCGUCUUCGUGUCAAAUGCGGCCCGCCAAGUGCCGGUGUGGUUCCAGCGUCUUGCCGACAGACGUGACGAGCCAGUUCUGUGGGAUUACCACGGUGGCACGCAGCGCUGGCCGUUGAACUGA